Messenger RNA from Nestor notabilis (Kea), 788 nucleotides. RefSeq names its product glutathione S-transferase. Gene Ontology annotation, biological process: xenobiotic metabolic process; glutathione metabolic process. The transcript is spliced from 6 exons. Lineage: Eukaryota; Metazoa; Chordata; Aves; Psittaciformes; Psittacidae. Gene Ontology annotation, molecular function: glutathione transferase activity. The record is from RefSeq and is a predicted model, not a curated record. Bases 19 to 687 code for a protein of 222 amino acids.
AACAAGAAGCCUGAGAUCAUGGCAGGGAAACCCAAGCUGCACUAUUCCAAUGGAAGGGGGAAGAUGGAGUCAAUCCGAUGGCUGUUAGCAACAGCUGGGGUUGAGUUUGAGGAACAAUUCAUAGAAAAGAAGGAAGACCUAGAAAAAUUACGCAAUGAUGGAUACCUGCUAUUUCAGCAAGUGCCCAUGGUGGAGAUUGAUGGGAUGAAGAUGGUGCAGACAAGAGCCAUUGGCAGCUACAUAGCAGCAAAGUACAACCUCUAUGGGAAAGACCUGAAGGAGAGAGCCUGGAUUGAUAUGUAUGUGGAGGGAACAACAGACCUGAUGGCAAUGAUUAUGUAUCUCCCUUUUCAACCAGCUGAUGCAAGAGAAAAGAAUCUUGCCUUAAUCAUUGAACGAGCUACAACCAGGUACUUUCCUGUUUACGAAAAGGCCUUAAAAGACCAUGGCCAGGAUUAUCUUGUUGGCAACAAAUUAAGCUGGGCAGACGUCCACCUGCUGGAAGCUAUUUUAAUGGCAGAAGAAUGUAAGCCUGAUAUACUGUCUGCAUUCCCUCUGCUCCAGGCUUUCAAAGGAAGAACAAGCAACAUUCCAACAAUCAAAAAAUUCUUGCAGCCUGGCAGUCAGAGGAAGCCACCAACAGAUGAGAAGGCUGUUGCCAUGGUGAAGAAGAUAUACGAUAUGUAAUCAUGUGGCUGCUGCAGAAGAUAAUGCAACCGUAGUAGAUGACCAGAGCCAUGCUUUGCUAAGUGAAAAUUGCAUAGAUGCAUUCUGUAGUUUGCCUCAUA